Stereum hirsutum FP-91666 SS1 is the source of this 246-nucleotide messenger RNA. RefSeq lists its product as uncharacterized. The coding region runs from base 1 to 246 and encodes 81 amino acids. Lineage: Eukaryota; Fungi; Basidiomycota; Agaricomycetes; Russulales; Stereaceae. Gene Ontology annotation, molecular function: methylenetetrahydrofolate reductase [NAD(P)H] activity; FAD binding. Gene Ontology annotation, cellular component: cytosol. The record is from RefSeq and is a predicted model, not a curated record. Gene Ontology annotation, biological process: tetrahydrofolate interconversion. The transcript is spliced from 2 exons.
AUGGCAUGGAAGGACGAGGCAUACGAGCUUGGCCACCAGUGGGCUAAGCUCUACGAGGCCGAUUCUCCCUCUCGCAAGUUGAUCUCCGACAUGAUGAACAAGUUCCUACUCGUCAACGUCGUUCACAACAACUUCAUGACCCCGGACGCCAUUUUUGAGCCUUUCUUCAGGGCUGGAGCCGAAUUCGCCGCUGCACCGUCUCACCCGACUGUUAACGGCACGACCAACGGGCAUGCCGCAAACUAA